Molecule: messenger RNA, 3595 nt
Organism: Durio zibethinus
Lineage: Eukaryota; Viridiplantae; Streptophyta; Magnoliopsida; Malvales; Malvaceae
Product: exocyst complex component SEC3A
Biological process (GO): exocytosis; Golgi to plasma membrane transport
Cellular component (GO): exocyst; plasma membrane
Molecular function (GO): phosphatidylinositol-4,5-bisphosphate binding
Source: RefSeq, a predicted model, not a curated record
UUCAAACCCGGUUUAUCCGGGCGUAUUACCAGACAAAUCGGGCCGAAACGCUAAUUUAUAAUUUUCUUCGAUAAUUUAUAAGCCUUAUAUUACUUUUCUUUUCUUUUUUUGUUAUUAUUUUUUUUAAAAUUUUGUUGGUUCGUGUCUGUUAACUGUUAAUCACGCAAUUUUUUCACAUUUUCUCUGUCUCUCCCUCUUGGAGAUUGGGAACCUGGGAAGCUCGCAUCCGUUGAGGAAGGAAGGAGAAAGUCGUAGGAAUACGAAAUGGCGAAAUCAAGCGCGGACGACGAGGAGCUAAGGCGAGCUUGUGAGGCCGCAAUCGAAGGCACCAAACAGAAGGUCGUGAUGUCAAUUCGCGUCGCUAAAAGCCACGGGAUCUGGGGCAAAUCUGGCAAAUUUGGCCGCCACAUGGCUAAACCUAGAGUCCUCGCUCUCUCCAUGAAAUCAAAAGGUCAGCGAACUAAAGCUUUUCUGCGAGUCUUGAAGUAUUCUACAGGAGGCGUUCUUGAGCCUGCUAAGUUAUACAAAUUGAAGCAUCUUUCAAAAGUUGAGGUUAUAACUAAUGAUCCCAGUGGAUGUACUUUUACUUUGGGAUUUGAUAACCUCAGAAGUCAAAGUGUUGCUCCACCUCAGUGGACUAUGCGCAACAUUGAUGACAGGAACCGCCUUUUAUUAUGUAUCUUAAACAUCUGCAAAGAUAUACUUGGUCGCCUUCCCAAAGUUGUUGGUAUAGAUGUUGUGGAGAUGGCUCUUUGGGCUAAGGAAAAUACACCCUCUGUCACUACUCAAAGGAAUCAGCAAGAUGGUCUAGUUGCAACUAGAGUAACUGAAAGUGACUUGAAAGUGACCGUUGAAAAGGAACUUGUUUCUCAAGCUGAGGAAGAGGACAUGGAGGCUCUUUUGGGCACCUAUGUCAUGGGCAUUGGUGAAGCGGAAGCAUUUUCUGAACGGUUGAAGCGGGAGCUUCUUGCUCUGGAAGCAGCAAAUGUGCAUGCCAUUUUGGAAAGUGAACCUCUAGUAGAUGAGGUAUUGCAAGGGCUUGAGGCAGCAACAAAUUAUGUUGACGACAUGGAUGAAUGGUUAGGAAUCUUCAAUGUUAAAUUACGACAUAUGAGAGAAGAUAUUGAGUCGAUAGAAACCCGCAACAACAAGUUAGAGAUGCAGUCUGUAAAUAAUAAAGCACUCAUUGAAGAACUUGAUAAGCUUCUUGAACGGUUGCGUGUCCCUUCUGAGUAUGCAGCUUGUCUUACAGGAGGCACAUUUGAUGAGGCUCACAUGCUUCAAAAUGUUGAAGCAUGUGAGUGGUUAACUGGUGCUUUACGUGGCCUUGAAGUACCUAACUUGGAUUCUACUUAUGCAAACAUGAGAGCUGUUAAAGAGAAGCGGGCAGAACUCGAAAAACUAAAAGCUACAUUUGUCCGGAGAGCUUCUGAGUUCUUGAGAAACUACUUUGCCAGUUUGGUGGAUUUUAUGAUUAGUGACAAAAGCUACUUCUCCCAGCGGGGGCAGUUGAAGAGGCCUGAUCAUGCUGAUUUGCGGUAUAAAUGCAGGACUUAUGCGCGCCUUUUGCAACAUUUAAAGAGUCUUGAUAAGAGUUGCUUGGGUCCUUUGAGGAAAGCUUAUUGUAGCUCCCUUAACUUACUUCUUCGGCGAGAGGCUCGUGAAUUUGCCAAUGAGCUACGUGCUAGUACAAAAGCAUCAAGAAAUCCAACGGUAUGGCUAGAAGCUUCCACAGGUGGCAGUCAAAGUGGGAAUAGUGCAGACACUUCUGCAGUUUCUGAUGCUUAUGCCAAAAUGCUGACAAUUUUUAUUCCACUGCUUGUAGAUGAGAGUUCUUUCUUUGCACACUUCAUGUGCUUCGAAGUUCCUGCGCUUGUUCCCCCCGGAGGUGUUGCUAAUGGUAAUAAAAGUGGAUCCUAUGAUGAUGAUACCAAUGAUGAUGAUCUGGGCAUUAUGGACAUUGAUGACAAUGAUAGCAAAGCUGGUAAAACUUCUGCAGAUCUGCAAUCAUUAAAUGAAUCACUGCAGGAUUUGCUUGAUGGAAUUCAAGAAGACUUUUAUGCUGUAGUUGAUUGGGCAUAUAAGAUCGACCCUUUACGUUGCAUAUCCAUGCAUGGGAUAACCGAGCGCUAUCUAUCUGGCCAGAAAGCUGAUGCAGCAGGAUUUGUACGCCUCCUGCUUGGUGACCUGGAAUCAAGAAUUUCUAUGCAGUUCAGCCGGUUUGUUGAUGAGGCUUGUCAUCAAAUUGAAAGAAAUGAGCGUAACGUUCGACAAAUGGGAGUCUUAUCAUACAUCCCUCGCUUUGCAACUCUAGCCACCCGCAUGGAACAGUACAUCCAGGGACAAUCUAGGGACUUGGUUGAUCAAGCAUACACCAAAUUUGUCAGCAUUAUGUUUGUGACUCUCGAAAAACUUGCACAGACUGAUCUAAAAUAUGCUGAUAUAUUUCUUUUAGAAAACUAUGCAGCAUUUCAGAAUAGCUUGUAUGACCUGGCCAAUGUUGUGCCCACCUUAGCCAAAUUUUAUCACCAAGCAAGUGAAGCAUAUGAACAAGCAUGUACACGUCAUAUCAGCAUGAUAAUAUACUACCAAUUUGAACGACUUUUCCAGUUUGCUCGAAAGAUUGAGGAUUUAAUGUUUACUAUUUCACCUGAAGAGAUACCUUUCCAGCUUGGAUUGUCUAAAAUGGAUCUCCGGAAGAUGUUAAAAUCCAGUUUAUCUGGGGUUGACAAGUCUAUCGCUGCAAUGUAUAAGAAGUUGCAGAAGAACUUAACAUCUGAGGAACUGUUACCCUCAUUGUGGGACAAGUGCAAGAAGGAGUUUCUGGACAAGUAUGAUAGCUUUGCCCAACUUGUUGCCAAAAUUUACCCCACGGAAACCAUCCCCUCGGUGACUGAAAUGAGAGAACUCCUUGCUUCCAUGUAAAGGGAGAGAAUUUUGCCCUCUGUAUAAUCUUUUGUGGCUCAAUUUGGAGUAGAGAGCUUUACUAGCUUGCUAUAAUUAUUCUUCUUGUUAUUGCAAUAGACAAUUUUCUGCCCCAUAUUCCAUUUUAUUUGGAUUUUAGCCAUUUUAUUCAUUCAUUACCGGAUAGAAGUUAAUAUUUGUAUCCUUUUCAAUGUAAAUUGAUGUUUGCCUGCUUUAAUUUUCAUCUUGUGUACAGCAAUUAAAGAGUUUCUAAUCGACUCAAAGGUGAAAAUGGAUGAUCCAUUCGCCCUUUUUUCCCCUCUACCUAUAUAGCUAGGGACAAAGACGUCCUUAGCAUACUUGGUUUCUUUAACCAACGGAUGAAACAAAAGGUCUAUCACCUAUGCGUCAAUUUGUCAAACAAAUAGCCAUCAAAACGAUCGAUUUUCUUCUUCUUUUCCGUUUUUCUUCCAUCUUUGGAGGGCAUCAGUGAUGACGGAAGAUAAUAGUAACUUUCUCUCAUUGCUUUCAAGCACCAUUGAAUCAAUCUCUCUCUCAGCAGCUGCAUAUUCAAUCCUUUUAUUUUUUUGGGUAAACAUAUUUAUUUUUAAUUUUUGCAAAAUAAGUGGUAAUCUUUUAUGGUAAUAAUGUCGGGAUAUUGUAAUAAUUCUAUAAUUUACAUUCGAUAUCC